Messenger RNA from Uranotaenia lowii, 5588 nucleotides. Its product is annotated as prohormone-3-like. The transcript has 7 exons. The coding region runs from base 993 to 1646 and encodes 217 amino acids. The record is from RefSeq and is a predicted model, not a curated record. Lineage: Eukaryota; Metazoa; Arthropoda; Insecta; Diptera; Culicidae.
UACGUUCCGGCUUCGUGGGUCGCAGUUCACUUUCGUCCGAGGUCCGAGAACGUGUGCUCCCCGAGAGUUUCCAGAAAGGCUCCUUAUAUUGGAUAAGACAACAGCUAGUAGUUGUGUCCUCCUUUACUCCCCCGCCGCCAUUCAACCAUUGAGCCAUUAAGUAGUCAGUAGUCUGUCUGCUGCUGCUGCCAGAGAGUGUCAUCCGGCUACCCCUGGGAAUAACAGGAGUUUGUUCCAGUCAGUGUUUGUUGGCCCUGUUGCCCCUAGUUGGCAAAAUCCUUGAAGUGAUUCGGUGUGCGUGUGUCUAAAUCUAGGUGUUUUUUUUGCUGGGAAAAGUCUAGCAGAGCAAAAAGAAAAACGAAAAAUCAACUCCAGAAAUUCCGUGCCAGUGAAGCAAGAGUGAAUUCCGGAAGGCAGAGAACGAAUCGAAUAGUAGAGUGUGGAUGUUUUCAUAGGCCAAUAGCUCAAAGCUGAACGCAAAUCUAGCAGCGUAAGCUUGUCGAUUGGAACGGGAAAAGUUUGCCAAGGCCGUAUAUUUUGCCACCAGGCCCUCUCAAGGUGUGUUAUUCCAAAGGAAGAAACCACAACAAAGUGUUAGCCAACAGCCAACCGAACCGUUUCGAGGAAGUUUUCAAUUUUCCGGGGAACGAUUUACGGUCGUUUGGAGCAACGCUGCGAGACGCACGUGAAUCGUAAAGUUGUAGGAAAGCAGCCCCCUUCUUAGCUGUGGAAGAAAGGUUAAAUAGUGAGCAGGAGUUUGGCAAAACAACUUCCGGUGCGAAAACCCGAAAACAGGAUUUCUACAGCUCGACGCCUCGACGCUUAGUCGUUUCAUCUAGAUUUACGUCUGAUUCUGCCAAGUCCAGCGGAAAAAAAGGCACCAGUAGUCGUCCCCGGGAGAGAAGCCAUUCAGCUGUCCUCCCACAAAACUAAUCAAUCGAUAGCAGCCUAAUUCGGCGAGCAACCUAAACCUAGUCAUCAUCAGCAUCGCCAUGAGAGCACCGGCACUGUGGGCGGCCAUCGGGGCUGUGCUAAUCUUCAGUGGCAGCGCCAACGCAUGGGGCGGCCUAUUCAACAGAUUUUCGCCGGAAAUGCUGGCCAACAUGGGCUACGGAAGCCACGGGGGAGCCUAUCGACCGCAAGCGUUCCUACAGAAUGAAAUCCUGGACGAAGAUCAGCAAAACCAGCGAGUCGAGGAGGACGUCUGCUACGGAAAACCCUGCUACUCCAAUGAAAACUGCUGCCCGGGACUGGUUUGUGUGAAUGUCGAUGGAGUUUCGCCUCUUUCAGUCAUCGGGCACUGUGUGUUUAUGCUGGGCCGGAAGUACGGGGAACUGUGCCGCCGGGAUUCGGACUGCGAAUCCGGACUGGUUUGCGACAUUUCGACCCUGAGCGGGGCCAGCGUUUGCCGUCCGCCGAUGGUCCUGGCCAAGCAGUACGCCGAGGAUUGCAUCACGUCCAGCGAUUGUGAUAUCACCCGAGGACUUUGCUGCCAGGUGCAAAGAAGACAUCGACAAGUGCCCCGUAAGGUCUGCUCUUACUUCAAGGACCCUCUGCUGUGUAUUGGAACUGUUGCUGCUGAUCAGGUGAAACACGAGAUCGAACAUACCGCGGGCGAGAAACGAAUCAUCUACAACAAACACUAAACGGUGUGUUAAAAUUUCCCAGUCAGACUGAACCACAUGCACUGAUCGUCAACAGAACUAAACAGAAAAUAGAAAAAAAAACCAGAGAGAAAAGGUCGAAGUGCAGAUAACUGCAGUAAUUAGCAAAAAAAAAAAAGUAGUAGAAAAAAAAUCAGAAACAAACAAACUAAAACAGUAUCCAAUGACAAAUGAGAGAGAACAAACUAAAUGACAUUAUUUGAGGGAAAAAAAGAAACACGUAUUCACUAACUCACUCAUGUACAGAGUUGUUUCAAGCUUUCUUCGGUUUUCUUUGGUUUUUCUUUUUCCCAUUUCACGUUGUGAAACCCUCUCCUCUGGAAUAAUGUGUAAUUAGAGGGGGUUGGCGCGAUAAACUUUCAGUUUUCCAAGAGAAGCUAACGGAUGCAAAUACUUAUAUAUAUACAGUUGAACGCGAGUAAUUUCGCGCAAGAGUCAAAGUUGAAUUAGGCAGCAGCAUGUUGAAGCCACUUUAUAAAGCCUGUAAUUGUUGAGCUGGAAGGUUCUUUGAAGAAGAAAAAAUCGCUGGCAGAAGAGAAAGAGUUUCACUUACAUUGAGAGUAUGUAUUUAUCUAGGAAUACACGUGAAAGUAAAACUUUAAGAAAGUUUUCACUCGUUGUGGUAAAGUAGUUAAGAGAAGAUAUAUAUUAAUGAAAACAAAUGAAACCAAAAGAAAAACAGACGCACUUUAUGAAGAAACUAAUACAUAUCAAUCAAUGUCCUUAUUGUACUUAGCAGGUUAAGAGAAAAGCUAAGCAGAAAUUUAAAAAAUAACUGAUAAACCAUUAGAAAAUUUUCUUUAAUACAUUAUCACAGUCAAAACCCUAAAGAUAUAUGUAGAUUGUAAGGUGCAGCUAAUAUUUGAAACGAGUAAAACAUAUCGCAUGAGUUUACAAUAUCCCUCCAAUAUUCGAAGACAAAAAAAUCAAAUUUAAACUUACAAAAACUCUCUACCAAAUGUUACCACCAGAGAAAAACGAACGGGGAAAAAAGUUGUUGGAGAUUUAUAUUACGCACACGCAAAUUGCUCUUCAACCCAUCGACCAGAAGGAAGAGAAACGGUUUAGGGAAAAGGUAUCGCAGUUGGUGCGUAUUGUGAAGAUACACCGGUGAUAGAGCAACGAUAGGCGGUUAAGGAUCUGGAAUCGGAAAAUAAAUUACUGAGCAAAAUCUCCUCCGGGGCAACAGAAACCAUUUCGAAGGAGCAAUGUGGGGGCUUUUUUGAUUCACCUUUCGAACGAAUAUUGACAAACGGGAGAUAGGAAUUGAUGAUGAUUUGAUUCUGAGCAAAUAGAAUCCAUUUAUUUCUGGAGUCCUCGUCUAGGUCAGGUCGAAAAAGCUCGUCCGAUGUAAGGACUAGAACAUUCUUGUUGAAAAAAUCAAUCCUCCGAGCGUCACCUUCUUCUACAAAGUCGCAUGAAGAAAAUGGCCCCAGACCAUUAAUGGUUCCGAUAAAUAACCCAACCUCUACUAGAAUGUCGUCUAUCAAACAGCAAUGACGCAUCAGCAGUAAUCUUAUUUUAGUCCAGCGAGUUCAACCAUCGUCAUAGCCAUAAUCAUCGUAAACAUCACCACAAUCAUUAUCAUCGCCAUCGUCAACAAUUCAAUCAUCAUCAUCACCGUCAUCAUGUGUGGAAAGAUGUCAAACGGAAAAUUUGCACCACAUUAUAAUCCAUUUAUUGUGUCUACGACACUCUAGCUAGGCUAGGAGCUCUCUGGAGCCACCACCAACAUCCAUCCUCAGAAACCGUUCCGCCAAAACCCUCAUCAAAACAGCUGAGCCCAAACGUAAAGCUACAACUUGAAAGGCAAUCGACCCGAAUGUGUAUGUAUAUCGAGAACGAGGUGUAUCUUCCAUAAUCAAUCUAGUUCUUUCGAAGCUCGAGAAAACCGCACUGCGUAGCCUAAUUGAAGGAACACUUUUGUAACAGAAACUCUAUCGAAAAUGUUUUGAAAAUUCGGAAAAAAUUUAAAUCAUAUAAAAAAAUAUUGAAACAUUUUCAAACCAUUUGUUGGUUUGAAAUCUACAUGGCAAAAGAUUUCCAUUUUUAAUGAAAUUUUUAGUCUGGUGAUUAAUGUUUUUUAAAAGAAAGUCAUAGAUUGUGCGUUCCAGUGGAAUUUUUUUCCGGUUCCUUCAAGUAUGCAAUGCUCCAAAAUGCACGUGUAAAAUUUAAAUCUCUCAGUUGGAAGGAGGUAAAAUAAAAAAAAAAUCAAAUCCACGCAAACAGAAGAGUCACAAAUAUUAUACUGAUAUAAUCGGUUCUUAUGCAACAAAACAUAUCGUUAUAUUAAAGUUUAAAAACCGCUAAAAUCACCUAGUUUUAUAGAAUCUACCAGUUAAGACUAGUGCGUAAAGUAUAUCUUACAAAGCCAGAAAAUUAAAAAAAUACAAAACCUAAUGAUAAAAUUAACACACUGGCUGAAGCAUCUACAUAUCAUAUGUUAAGUAUGUUACAAACUUUAUUGAAUUUGACAAAUUAAAACUCACAAGAAACAAAACAGCAACAAACAAAAACAGUAAUCAAUUAAAGAGCAGCGGAAAUAGACGAAAGCAAAAGGAAACAUAAACUCAGAAGAAGUUAUGGUUGAAUUCGACAGGGACAAAAAACUAUAAGCUAAAACAUCGGACUAUAAAACGAAACUUCUUCGAUAACGGACUAACCAAAUUUUGCUCCUCAGAGACGACAUUCAAUCACUUCUGAUUGAAGCUUAAAAAACGAAGAAACCAACAGCUUUUAUCUAACCGCAAAUGCAACAUCAUUCUAGACAACAAUCAAAUUUCAAUCAAAUCUAUAAACCAAAACGAUCAACAGAGUGAUUCAAAUUAGGUAAGCAAAUAAAAGAAAGAGAACACAACAGCUGCAAACCAAGACUAGAUGCUAAAUGAAUAACAAAUAUUUCCAUUCGACAACAAGAAAGCGUACCAAUGAAAAGAAAGAAAUAAAAACAAAGCAGAAGCAAAAAUUUUCCCAUCUAGAAGUAACAACAUUCUUUGAACAUUCUUAAGCUAAGGGAAACAAACCGAGAUCACUCUGUCAAACGAACAUUUCGUUAAUCGAGCAUUUGUUAGAAUGUUGCUCUUGAAAACAAAAUAUUCCCGGAAAGUUGUUUGAAACUCUCAAUGACUCAAUGACAACAAAAACCAAUCUACGACUAUUAUAAAACCAAAUACAUAGCUGCUUUCUUAGGCAGACUGAACGAUACUGAUUAAAGACAAGUUGAACUACCAUACCAUAGAGAAGAAAAAAAAGUUUUCUGAAUGUUGUUUGAAAUAAGAACGGAGACAAUUCAUUACAACAAAUUGAACAAUCCUCUUCCAAAAAAUUCACACUUUAAAAAUCUUAUCAAAAACCAACCUUGAAAACGGUCAGCUUAAGCUCAUCACCUUGAAAAUUCUUCGCUGCUAUUCUGAUUUUCGGUAUCCCACGGUUUUGUUACCUUGUGCUAAACAUGGUAAAGUAUCUCUAUAAAAAUACAUCAUUAUCCAGUCGUUAAUGUUGCAAACAAACAAACUAACUAACUAACAUUUUAGAACACCCAUCGCCAACAACGUACACUUUUUCUUCCGGCAACAAGUUCUCACAGCACUCACUCACUUUUGGCCCACCUAGUCACCAUUCCUUUGUAAAAAGUUCCGUAACCAUUUCCGCAGUAUCACACUGGAGAGAGAGAUAAGCGAAACACACACAAGAGAAAAAAAAAACCAAACCCAAGAGCACAGCUAAAAAGUUUCAAACAGGAAAGCUAAUACAUACAUAGAACAUGGAAUCAACCACAAGACGCAAAAAAAAACAAUACAUGAAAUCCUCCUCUAUGCACCCACAACAACUACAACAACAACAACAACAUUACCGAAAAGGACUCCAGGAAUGCAAACAAACCCAGUAAAUAUAUGUGUAUAACUUUCAAGAACUCAGAAACAA